Anthonomus grandis grandis is the source of this 2349-nucleotide messenger RNA. RefSeq names its product inhibitor of growth protein 3 (gene Ing3). Gene Ontology annotation, biological process: regulation of DNA-templated transcription. Bases 120 to 1376 code for a protein of 418 amino acids. The transcript has 8 exons. Gene Ontology annotation, cellular component: NuA4 histone acetyltransferase complex. The record is from RefSeq and is a predicted model, not a curated record. NCBI's taxonomy places the organism in Eukaryota, Metazoa, Arthropoda, Insecta, Coleoptera, Curculionidae.
AAUCUAUUGACAUUUCUAUUUAUUAAAAACACGUUAUAAACAAAUUUAUACAUUUUUUUUGUGUAUUUCUAAAUAAUAACUUGUUUUAUUCGUAUUAUUUUAACGCUAAAUUUGUCAAAAUGCUUUAUUUGGAAGACUAUUUAGAAAUGAUCGAACAUUUACCUCAAGAACUCAGGGACAGGUUCACUGAUAUGAGAGAAAUGGACCUUACAAUACACAAUAAUAUGGACGAAUUGGAAAAGAGGGGGAAAGCUUUUUUUGCCGACUGUAAAAAGUACCAAAAUUCUGAAAUUCCACCUAAUUUAGACGAAGAGUUCCAGGCAAUUAGAAAAGAGUAUUAUAAGACACUAGAGGAUGCUGAUGAAAAGGUUCAUUUGUCAAACCAAAUGUAUGAUUUGGUAGAUAAGUACUUAAGAAGAUUGGAUUCAGAGCUUCACAAGUUUAAAUGUGAAUUAGAAGCAGAUAAUAAAGGUAUUACAGAAGUAUUGGAGAAAAGAAGCUUAGAGUUAGAUACGCCCGCACCUGCCGUUAGUCAGAAGGAAAAUAGAUACGAUAGUGUCAGCUCAAACAACUACACGACUCAGCGAUAUUCCCGUCCACGUAGCGAAAAACGGCGGGAUAGUAAUUCUUCUGUAUCAAAUCAGUAUGCAGAAAAAAGACAAUUGCAACAGAUCGCGAUGCAGACAGUCUCCGGCGGAACUUCAAUAGCUGCUACCCCAAUGUCAUUGCCUGAAACCCGUCACAUGACGUCUGUAACAUCUCAUAACGUAUCGGCCGGAACGAACGGCCCUAGUGCCGCAAUGUCAUACGGAUUGGGUCACCAUAGCUUAGGUGCGGGAAAUGCGAUUGCGGCAGCUGCGUCCCAAGCUAUCGCUGCUACACAACAAAUGCAGCAAGGAAGAAGAACAGCAAGUCUAAAAGCAUCAUAUGAGGCUAUCAACACGAGCGGACAUGAGUUCAUACCAAGGGAACUGGCAGGAGCUGCACAGACUGCCAUUCAAGCGAUCCAACAGGAUCACGCAAACAAUAAGAAAAAACAAAAGAAAUACAAUAAUACAUCGUCCUCUUCAUCUACAUCUGUUCAGCAAAUGGUGUCAGCUCAGAUCCAACAACCAGUCGCGAUACAGGAAGUAAACACUACUGAAGUCGAUCCUGUGUCUGUAGAAGUUGGAAGCGAGGAAUGGACUUAUGAUCCCAAUGAGCCAAGAUAUUGUCUGUGUAAUCAGGUGUCCUACGGAGAUAUGGUUGCAUGUGAUAAUGAAGAGUGUCCUUCAGAAUGGUUUCACUAUCCUUGUGUCAACAUUACAGCACCUCCCAAAGGCAAAUGGUACUGCCCACAAUGUACCACUACAAUGAAAAGACGAAGAAAAAACUAGGAAUUAAGCAUUUUAAAAUGAAUAUUAGUAAGUUCAAAAAAAACAUAUUAAAUGUAAAGUUCUAAAAGAAAAACAGUCUUAAAAAUAUAUUUAAAAAAAAUAAUAAAAAGUACAAAAUUAUAAAAAAUGUGUGUAACGUGUUUUUUGCAGUAAAUAUCAGCCUGUUUCUCUUUUCAUGUUAAAAAAUGUGAUACACCAAUUCUAAGUAGGUAGUUAAGUCCCAAAAUGUCAUUAUUAUUAUUUUAUAUAAUUUUUAGUAUUUUCACAAAAAUUUUCUUUAUUUUAUAACUAAAUCUUUCUAUGUAUAUGUGAUAUUUAAGUAAUUUUUUAUAUUUAUUAAAAAAAUUGUUCGCAAAAUAAAGUUGCUAUUGCAAUUAUGUCUAUAAAAUAAAAAUCUUGUGAGAUUUUUUUUUUAAUUUUUGAGAAUUAAUAUAAAAAAAUGAACGUCUGUAUAAACCCUUACUGGGUUAAACAAAUAAAUUUUGUUUCUUAGGACUGUUAGAUAUACAUAUUUUUAUUUUAUAAGAAAAAUAUUUAAACAUGCAAAAUUUGCUUUAUAGAUAUACAUAUUUUUAUUUUAUAAGAAAAACAUUUAAACAUGCAAAAUUUGCUUUAUGGAAUUGCUGCAUAUACAAAAAAAUCUCUUAAACCACAUUGUAGUUACUUCGUUUUUAUUAUAACGGCAUAAGCCAUGCUUGGAAUCACUAGCCUAGAAAAAAGGAAGUUUUUUAAUCAGAACAAAUGAGUAUUACAAGAUUAGUCCUACGAUUAUCAUUUUAUUUAAUUUUAUGAUUUAAAAUACUUUUUAUAUAGCUAAAGUUUAGCCUUUAUAAGCCUAAGUUUAGAAUUGAAUAAUUUCAGUUAAUAUCUACAAUAUGAUGUAGAACAAAUGGAUUUGUAAAUUCUUUUUUCAGUACUUUAUUUUGCAUUAUGUAAAUCUCAAAUUUAAUAAACAGUUGUUUGCUCCUACAAA